CUAAACCUAAUUUAAAUUUAUUUUCCCUUUGGCAAACGUGUCUGCUAUCUCAUUUUGCUUUCCGGAGCUUAAAAAUAACAUUUCGAAUAGGGCCUUGUUCUGGUUUGUUUUCCGAAUACACGCUGAAGCCAACUCCAUUAUUUUCAUGAUACUUUACUUUGUUAAGUAGCCUUUGGAGCUUGUUAUAACGAUGCAAUUGUUUUCCAGUAUUCUUGCUUGCCGUGUGAUAAGGUUGGCUUGUUGGUUAUCCAUAUUAACCACCGCAUUUCGACGAAGAAGAAGUUCACGAUUGUUCCCUAAAACCAAAUCUCUGAAGAGAAAGUAUAGCAAGUUGAUAGAACGGUUAGACCUCGUAGCUCCUGAGAAGAGUCCAACUAGUUGCUCCAAAGAAAGUUGUGUUAUUUGUUUAGAGUCUUUAGAAAACGCCCAUUAUAAGGUUCGCACAGUACCGUGUGGUCAUACUUUUCAUAGUGUAUGUUUGGACAACUGGCUGAUUCACGUUUUCUCCAUGGCGGUAAAGCCACAGUCGCUAUUGGAUAUAUCUUGGUCACCACCUGUUUUGUCGUGUCCAAUAUGUAAACAAAAUAUUCCGAUCGUUUGAGAUAAAGGUUUUCUUUAUUAUUUUUCAAAACGACAAAGAAUGUUGAAUAGAGAAAGGCGUAUGAGUCAACGUGGUCGAGCUCAAGUAUGUACAGAACUUGUGUAUCAUACAUAUGUCGGCUCUCAAUACACAAUU
This is a messenger RNA of Galdieria sulphuraria, 736 nucleotides long. RefSeq lists its product as uncharacterized. NCBI's taxonomy places the organism in Eukaryota, Rhodophyta, Bangiophyceae, Galdieriales, Galdieriaceae. The transcript is spliced from 3 exons. The record is from RefSeq and is a predicted model, not a curated record. Bases 191 to 601 code for a protein of 136 amino acids.